AUGGCAAUCCUAGAGUCGGAUGCCAACAACUUCGAGCAGCGUCGCCAUUUCAAGCUCUACAAUGUCUUCAUCUGCAUGUUCAUGGGCCUCGCCGGCACUGCGUAUGGAACGACGGCCUCGGUGAUCGGGACGACGCUCGGGCAGCCGUCUUUUUUCAAGGCCAUGGGUCUCAAUGCCUCCAACGAAGCCAGCUUGACCGGCGCCAUGAACAGCCUCUACUAUGCUGGAGGCGUGUUCGGAGCAGUUUGUCACGGCUGGAUGGCCGACCGGUUCGGGCGCAAGAUUGACAUCUUCGCCGGGGCCACUAUGAUUGUGGUUUCCCAAGCUCUUAUUGCUGGAUCGGUCAAUCCGGCCAUGUUCAUCGUCUUUCGCUUCUUCUGUGGUUGGGGCGGCUUCCAGUGCGCGGCAGGCGUUCCUCUCUGGAUGGCAGAGGUCGUUCCUCCAGGCCAUCGUGGCAUGCUCAGCGAUCUAUGUUCGAUCAUGAUUACGCUCGGUUACGCUCUGACCGGAUAUGUCGGCCUCGGCUUUUACUUUCUAGACACGCCCAACACAUGGAGGGGGCCUCUUGCCUUGGCCAUGAUCCCGGGAGUCAUCCUGAUCUGUGGCAUCUACUGGCUACCAGAGUCUCCCAGAUACCUCCUGACCAAAGAGCGAUACGAGGAAGCAUGGGAUGUGGUCUCCCGACUGCACUCGGACCCGAAAGACCCUCACAACGAAUUUGCCCAACGCGAGUACUACCAAAUGUACAAGCAGAUCCAAUUCGAUGCUUCUUUGAACGAGGGAUACCGCAAUAUCUUGUCAAGACCGUCCUACCGCAAACGGGCGUUUAUCUCCAUCACCCUCAUGAUCUGUACCAUGAGCUCGGGGCUCCUCACCAUCAUUAAUUACGGUGUGCAACUAUACGCCAAGCUAGGCUACAACGCGGUUCAAACACUAUUGUUCCAAACCGGUUACCUAGCAUUUGCCUUCCUCUGGGCGACAGUAGCCAUGUCAUUCGUCGACAAGGUGCCACGGAACCGAUUGAUGGGCACAGGGUUCGCCGGGGCCUGCGUCGCCGUCGCGUUAGAGAUGAUCCUGACGGCCAAGUUCCUGCAUACUGACAACAAAGCCGGUCUGGCCACGGCAGUCUUCGCCUUCUUCCUCUACAUCUUCUGCUACAACAUGACGCUGGACGGGCCCAUGUUCUUCUACCACGCCGAGAUCUGGCCCACCCACAUGCGCGCGCGCGGCUUGACGCUCGCCAUGGCCGCAUACAGCGGCAUCAACAUCGUCUGGCUGCAGGCUGCUCCCACGGCGUUCAAGAACAUCGGCUGGAAAUAUUAUAUCUUCUUCGUCGUCUUCUCGGCCAUUGGAUCGGUCUUGUGCUUCUUUGUUUUUCCCGACACUCUGCACAAGCCUCUGGAGGAGAUUGCGGCAAUCUUUGGCGAUGAGGACCUCGUCCAAGUCUAUCAGAAGGAGCUGGACUCGGCCAAGAUCGAGCUCGAGGUCAUCCAAGAAGUUAUUCCAGUCAAGGGGCGGGCUGUUAUUGAUAGGAAGGAGGGGAAGGAGGGGAUGGGUGAGACACGAACACAAGAGUUAGAGGAUAUAGGUAGUCAUGUUUGA
Molecule: messenger RNA, 1602 nt
Organism: Capronia epimyces CBS 606.96
Lineage: Eukaryota; Fungi; Ascomycota; Eurotiomycetes; Chaetothyriales; Herpotrichiellaceae
Exons: 4
Coding region: 1-1602 (533 amino acids)
Biological process (GO): transmembrane transport; carbohydrate transport
Cellular component (GO): membrane
Molecular function (GO): carbohydrate:proton symporter activity
Source: RefSeq, a predicted model, not a curated record